Messenger RNA from Penicillium brevicompactum, 513 nucleotides. Its product is annotated as GNAT family N-acetyltransferase. The transcript has a single exon. Lineage: Eukaryota; Fungi; Ascomycota; Eurotiomycetes; Eurotiales; Aspergillaceae. Gene Ontology annotation, molecular function: N-acetyltransferase activity. The record is from RefSeq and is a predicted model, not a curated record. The coding region runs from base 1 to 513 and encodes 170 amino acids.
AUGGACAUCACAAAAACCACACCCAGUCCGUAUACCCUUCGAACUCACCGACCUGGUGACAUGGGCUGGAUUGUUCAUCGACAUGGCGCUUUAUACACCACAGAAUUUGGAUGGAACGAGCGAUUUGAGGCUCUUGUAGCCCGUGUGACCGCUGACUUUCUGGAAAAUUAUGAUCCAAAAUCAGAUCGUUGUUGGAUUGCCGAGCGUGAUGGAAAUAUUAUCGGCUCUAUCAUGCUAGUUAAAGACAGAAGCUCCAGCGACCAUGCAGCCAAGCUCCGUCUUCUCCUCGUGGAACCGACCGCUAGAGGACUGGGUCUGGGCCAAGAUCUAGUACGGCAGUGUUCCAACUUCGCACGGGAAGUGGGCUAUUUACGGGUUCAUCUGUGGACAAACAGCGCACUGCUCUCGGCCCGUCGCUUAUAUGAAAGAGAAGGGUACAAGCUCACAAGCUCAGAGGAAAAUGACACGCUGGGUGUUAGAUUGAACUCGGAAACUUGGGAAUUGAUGCUUUAG